Sciurus carolinensis (gray squirrel) is the source of this 4347-nucleotide messenger RNA. RefSeq names its product eukaryotic translation initiation factor 1A X-linked (gene Eif1ax). The transcript is spliced from 7 exons. Bases 223 to 657 code for a protein of 144 amino acids. Gene Ontology annotation, biological process: translational initiation. The record is from RefSeq and is a predicted model, not a curated record. Gene Ontology annotation, molecular function: translation initiation factor activity; RNA binding. NCBI's taxonomy places the organism in Eukaryota, Metazoa, Chordata, Mammalia, Rodentia, Sciuridae. Gene Ontology annotation, cellular component: cytoplasm.
AGCAGCCGCGACGCCAUUUGCUGCUGUCGAGCGUGGGCGCAGGCGGAUCUCGGAAGAACCCUGUCUCCAGACUCUCCGGCGCAUGCUACUCGGCCUCCAAGAGCCUGCCUGGUCCCGCGCGCGCUCUUUCGUGUCGCCCAUCGCGCCCUUUUGAGGAGUCCCCUCCUCCGCUGCCCCUAAUCGGAAAGAAGUCGGAGACUCAGCGAAUCCACCUUCACCGCCAUGCCCAAGAAUAAAGGUAAAGGAGGUAAAAACAGACGCAGAGGUAAGAAUGAGAAUGAGUCUGAAAAAAGAGAGCUGGUGUUCAAAGAGGAUGGGCAAGAGUAUGCUCAGGUAAUCAAAAUGUUGGGAAAUGGACGAUUAGAAGCAAUGUGUUUCGAUGGUGUAAAGAGGUUAUGUCACAUCAGAGGGAAAUUGAGAAAAAAGGUUUGGAUAAAUACCUCAGACAUCAUAUUGGUUGGUCUCCGAGACUACCAGGAUAACAAAGCUGAUGUAAUUUUAAAAUACAAUGCAGAUGAAGCUAGAAGUCUGAAGGCUUAUGGCGAGCUUCCAGAGCAUGCUAAAAUCAAUGAAACUGAUACAUUUGGUCCUGGAGAUGAUGAUGAAAUUCAGUUUGAUGACAUUGGAGAUGAUGAUGAGGACAUUGAUGAUAUCUAAAUUGAACCCAACACUUUACAUUCCAAUUUUUCUGAAGAUCGUCCUGCAGUUUGGAUUUUGGCCAUAACCCUCAAAGAAGAUUAAAUUUUCAUUAGCAUGAUUGUGAUUUGUUAAGGCAGACUGAUUUGUUUCUAAGGUAUUUGUUUCCUUAAAAACCGACAAUGCUGAAUUAUCUUAAGUGAAACAUUAAGUUCACUUUGUGCUAUUGAUGUAAUGGAGCUUAUGGAUAGAAGAGCACAUCUACUUAGAAAAAAGAAAAAAAAUGCAUUACUGCCUUUCCUACUUUGAACACUUGCAGUAAGUAAAUGGAUGUUUUGAAUAAACCAUUUGCCUUGUACUUGUUAUGAAUUAUGAUUAAGCCCUACUUUUGACUAACCUGUUGACUAUACAGUCUUUCUGUAUAUUCCAGUUACCUAGAUGUUCCCUAAAAAUUUUGAAGGAGGCAGAAAUCUGCAUUUGAAGUCAAAAUGAUAUAUCUUUUUUUAUAUUUAAGUAUCAUGUGGUUACUUUUACACUAAUUUUGAUAUCAUAUGCAUUCUUUUCACAAUCUUAUUUUGCCAUCAUAAACAUGGGGGGUGGGGAAUAUUUCUAAAAUGUAGUUUUUAGAACCUGGGUUGUAAUAGCAAGUUUGAAUUUGUAAAGGUAGUAGUUACAGAAAUUGAGCACUAGGUGGCACCCAGGUAUCUUAACAUUGGAAAUAUUGGUAGAUUUUUUUUCCAUUACUGUGCAUAGGAAAUUUCCUAAAUGGGAAAAGAUUGUUUUGAUCAUAUGUAUGUAGAAUAUUUUUGUAGAACAGAAAGAUUAUGUUAAAAGUGUUAUUUUAUUUUUAGAAGUCAUAUACAAGCUACAUUUUGAAUGCUUUAUUAACACUUAAAAUAUAUAAAUGAAGAUUUAAAUUCAUAACAACUUGUACAAAUUAAGCCUUUUUCAACCUAUCCCUGAGCUGGGGAGAGAGGAAGGAAAAAUCACGAACUUAAUGAAAACGUGGUCUCCAGUUUCUGAAUGAAAGAGCUACAACUGAAAAAUGUAAUAAAGAAAACAUCAUGCUGCAGACAGAGUAUAUUAUGUCUUGGUUUGUAUUAAGGAUGUAUUUUAUUAUGUGGAAAAUUUCCUUGUAUUAGGAGUUCAGGUGUACCUUUAGUUUUUGGGUGUCAUUUCUUCAAACCUCACUAGCCACAUUGUAAUCAUAUCCAAUUUUAAAAUAGAUCUAUUUGUUGCUUGUAGAACUUUUAUUCCAUUGAUCUUGAGAGAGUUUUUCAGUGAUGAAAAGUAAUACACAUGGGAAUAAACUUUCACAUGACUUCAGAAAACUAGCAGAUCUUCUCUAAUCCCAAUCAAUUAUAAUUUACUUUUCUAAGGGUACAAACUGAAUUUACAAUCUGAGGUACUAUAAAACAUUAUUAGAACAGUAUAGAGUGCCUCAUUGUGGUUCGUGUUUCUUAUUCUAUGAAGUUUCUGAACAUUUAUCUUGGUUCAAUGCAUCUGAGACCAAGGACUGGUUUUUAAUAUCAUAAGAAACCAGCCUUGGAGAGUUUACUUCAUGAUUGUUAUCAUCAGUAAUCAAAAUAUAAGAUAUUUAGGUUUCUGUACCUAAAGGUGUUUUGCUGAAUUUAUAUUGUAUCUUAGAUCUUCCACAUUAUUUUACCAAGACUGUUUGAACUCUGCAUAUGUGAUACAGUUCCUGGUAGGGAUAGUACAACUCAAAAAUUAGUUUUUGUACUUACUUCCUCUAACAAAUAUGAUUUCGUUAGAGAGUUUUUUUAAAUUACAACUCUGACCCCGAUUCACGUAUCUGCUGAUGGUGUAUUUUUUCAUGCUUAGGUAGUAACAGCCUGAUUUAUUGCUGUUGCCUCCUGAAAAAUGUGGAAUAAUAAUGAUUAAAUAUUUGAGGUAAAGUGGUACCUCAUGCAGUGCUACUUGGAGGAAUUCUUUGAUGUGAAAAUUUUAUAAUUUUGUUGAUUUGACUCUACUUCAAAUAAGGCAUGGGUGUGAGUGGUCCUCAAGAAAACUCUUGUUUUUUUGUUUGUUUAUUUUUGGUUAUGCUCUUUGGUUCCCAUAUUAUAAUGCUAUAAGCAGUGUCCAGAAAGAAAAAUAAAAGGCUUAAAAUCUAAGAAUAAUGCUUCUUACUGCUAAGAGGUGUGAUAGUUAUUACUGAUCAAUUUGAGAAGAUUCCAUUUUUCAUGCAGUUUAUUCUACUUCCAGUUAGAGUAUAUACAUGUCAUGUUACUAAAGUGGCUGAAUAACCAAACCAAGAAUUUGUGAAAAAAGUUGUGCCCAAGUUGUCUAAGCUUUCUUGAACAUCCAGCUUUUAAAAAGACCACUUCUUUAGGAGCCUGUACACUAUGCAUGAUGGAAAUUUUUAUAUUUUAUUGAAAUACAUCCAUUGGCUUACUCAUUGCAUCUAUGGAAUCAUGGCUAUAAAUAAUUGCCUAAAAACUGGCUUGUAAUUAAACUUAAUUUCAUCUGUCUUACAUAAACAUUAACUAAUGAUGUUGAAUAACAUCUUUAAUAGCUAUAAACUGCUGUCAUUGUUGACUUCAGAGUAACUCUGAGUAAAUAGGUAAAAGCAUGUUUUGAAUAAAAUACCUAGCUAGAUUUCUACUCGAUUCAUUUUGUGUGCAGAUAUAUCGACAUCCAGUAUUGACUGUGGCUUAACAGUGAAGGUAUCAGAAUGAAAAUGAGGUUCUUUAUGUUACUUAACUGUCAUAAAGAUAAAAAGGAUUUGUAUUGGUAUGAGAUGUUUAUCCUACUUAGUAAGGGUAAGUUUCAUUUAUACUGUUAAGACGCCCAUGAACUUUUACAUACCACUUUGUUUGGGGUUUACCUUAAACCAUCAUCCUUUUUAUCCUUGCUUUUUUCCCUCCUAUUUGGAAAACAAGCAAAAUCUGAAUUCUUAGUACAAGUGUGAAGAGAUACUAGACUCUCAGGUAUAGAAUGAACUGAGCAGUUCAGAGAGUAUAUUGGAAUUUGCCCACCUGCCUGCCUGUUCCUUGUGAGGCUGUAUGCUAGGAAGGAAAGUGCAGAAGCCCUGGGGUCAGAUGGCUUGUACCCAAACCUCCACUGCCCUGAACCAUAGGUAAACAUGGUUGCCUUUUCCAGCUUCUCUUAGCUUCAGGCUCCUUACCUGUAAGAUGGGCAUAAUGAGAAUAGUACCUGUCUCACAGAAUUGUUGAGAGGAUUAAUAACGUAGAUCUUUAUAUGUAUAAUGCACUUAGAGCAGUGGCUGCCUCUUUUCACUUUGAUACCCAGGACUGUGUAAGAUAGAAGAUGCAUGUCUUCUAUGUUCUCUACCAUAUCUUUUGCUUGCAGUCUUUGAUUACUAUGAUAGAAAGAACAUGUAGAGUAUAUAUUUGUAUAUUUAUGUGGACAUGAUAUUUAAAGUAAUUGCUACCAACCUUCUUUAAUUCAGCAUAAGACCUAACAGAUGGAAGGCUCAAAGUUGCUUGAUAUUUUAUAGAAUAACAACUGCUCUAUAUUUCUUUAGAGAAAAUUUAUAGUUACCAAUAUUCAUGGCUAUGGUGAUAUUUCAUUUUUAAGUCUUUGAUGAGUCCUUUUAUGUCCUUUUACUAUAGAUUCAUGAUAACUAAUUAGUACUGGCUGGUUUGGAGGUUUCCUUUCCCAUCAUGUGGAAUACUGUAAAGAAAUGAGAUGCAAAUUGCAAUUAGAAAAUAAAAUAUGAAUCAACUUUCA